CUCGUUGUAGGUAAAAACCACAGUUGGGUUUCCUGUGAAAGAGGUGGAUGUUUUUUUAUCUCUCAGUCAAAGUGGAAAUUUUGUUGUCACUUAAACACCCAGACCACACUCUCCCACCCCUCUCACCAGCUAUAUAAACUGAAGAGGGAGGUGAUAUCUGCACUAAUACCAUUCUGCUCCUGACCAUCACUAUCUUCAUCACUCUUCAACAUCACCAUCAUCAUCAUCAUCAGUCAUGAUCUCUCGUUCUCUCCUGCUGGUUCUGCUGGUUCUCGCCUGCCUUCAGUCCUUCACAACGGCCAUUGUUGGAAAUACAGAAGAUAAGUGCUGUUUCAGCUUUCUGAUACGACAAAUCCCUGUAAGAGUCAUUACAGCUUAUGCAGUAACAGAUAUUCGGUGUGCAAAACCUGGAGUCAUCUUUACUCUACAGGACGGUCGUCAUUUUUGUGCAGAUUCCAGCUUCAAGUGGGUGAAACAUCACAUGAACAGAAUGUACCAGCAUUUAACAACCUGAACAAACCUACAGAGGGUUUAAAUCUUUUCUCCAUUAAUAAGUAAUGAAUAAUUAUUUUACAAAAUGUACUUAAAAAAGUACCUAGUCAGACAAACUUAAUAUAAUCUGAUUUAUUCUACAGACUGUUAACAUGAAUUCAUUUACUUUUUAUUUACAUUUCUCUGUUAUAAAAGAAAAUCAUAUUGGUUGCAUUCAAACCUAUUAAAAUGUACAGUACCA
Tachysurus fulvidraco (yellow catfish) is the source of this 733-nucleotide messenger RNA. Its product is annotated as C-C motif chemokine 3-like. The transcript is spliced from 3 exons. The record is from RefSeq and is a predicted model, not a curated record. NCBI's taxonomy places the organism in Eukaryota, Metazoa, Chordata, Actinopteri, Siluriformes, Bagridae. The coding region runs from base 236 to 514 and encodes 92 amino acids. Gene Ontology annotation, biological process: G protein-coupled receptor signaling pathway; lymphocyte chemotaxis; cellular response to interleukin-1. Gene Ontology annotation, molecular function: CCR chemokine receptor binding; chemokine activity. Gene Ontology annotation, cellular component: extracellular region.